UAGGUCACGCAACCUUGGCAACUGCUCCCGGAAGCAAAAAGCCGAGGGGCGGAGAAGAAGGUGGAAAGUUGGGCCUGCGUCCGGGUCGGCCGGCAGGGGGCGGGGCCGGGCAUGGUAACGGCUGGGAAGCCGAGGGGGCUGGGCCGGAGCGAGGCGGAGGGAGCGGUGUCCGCUACCGCUGUCGCUGCCGCUGCCACCGCUGCUCCAACCUGUUCUGCGUAGCCCACGCGGGCUCCAUCGCAGCCAUGAUGAUCCACGGCUUCCAGAGCAGCCACCAGGACUUCUCCUUCGGGCCCUGGAAGCUGACGGCAUCCAAGACCCACAUCAUGAAGUCAGCGGAUGUAGAGAAGUUAGCUGAUGAAUUGCAUAUGCCAUCUCUCCCUGAAAUGAUGUUUGGAGACAAUGUUUUAAGAAUCCAGCAUGGCUCUGGCUUUGGGAUUGAAUUCAAUGCUACAGAUGCAUUAAGAUGUGUGAACAACUACCAAGGAAUGCUUAAAGUAGCCUGUGCUGAAGAGUGGCAGGAAAGCAGGACGGAGGGUGAACACUCCAAGGAGGUUAUUAAACCAUAUGAUUGGACCUAUACAACAGAUUAUAAGGGAACAUUACUUGGAGAAUCACUUAAGUUAAAGGUUGUACCUACAACAGAUCAUAUAGAUACAGAGAAAUUGAAAGCCAGAGAGCAGAUUAAGUUUUUUGAAGAAGUUCUUCUGUUUGAGGAUGAACUUCAUGAUCAUGGAGUUUCAAGCCUGAGUGUGAAAAUUAGAGUCAUGCCGUCAAGCUUCUUCUUACUGUUGCGGUUUUUCUUGAGAAUUGAUGGGGUACUUAUUAGAAUGAAUGAUACAAGACUUUACCAUGAGGCCGACAAGACCUACAUGUUACGAGAAUAUACAUCACGGGAGAGCAAAAUUUCUAAUUUAAUGCAUGUUUCACCUUCCCUCUUCACGGAACCUAAUGAAAUAUCACAGUAUUUACCGAUAAAGGAGGCGGUUUGUGAGAAGCUAAUAUUUCCAGAAAGAAUUGAUGCUAACCCUUCAGACUCAAAAGAAUGUACACCUAUGGAAUAGAAUGUGUUACAACAUAUACUCACCCGUGGAAUCUGACUGGAGACCUUGGGGCUAUUUGGAGGAGGGUAUUUUUAUUAUGAGAUUUAAUUGCCUUGUCUAUGUGCAAAUUUUCUGUAGCCUUAAAGGAAAAAAAAUAAAAGAUUGUUACAGGCAGGUUCCACUCAACUGCCAUUUGUACUCUCUAUCUUCAAAUUCAUAUGCCAGGUUUAUAUUUUCUGGAGUUUAAUUCGGAUUUCUAAAUUGUUACAAAAUGGGGUCUCACCAGUAGGAGGUGAUGUGUAUUUGUCUCAGGAACAGUGGACACGACUUGUAUCCAUCAUGAAAUGCUGUCUCCUACCAUGAGGAGGUUAAUUUAAAUCACUGAAUGAUGACCUUGUAACUUUCAUAGGAUUCCUAAUCAUGCAUGUUGAUGUACUGGUUCUUUACCUUGGGCUUUUUGGUGUUUAUUCGCACUUGUGGAGAGUCAUGAUUUGCCUCCUAGAAAACUGACCUCAAAUGGUUUAUACCCCAAAAUUAAAAAAAAAAAGUUACCCCUCUAAAUUUAAAUUAGCUUUUAAAUUUUAAAGACUGUUUCAGACAAUGAACCAUGUAACCUAGGUUUUCAGAGAACUUAAGGUGUUAUGUCCUUGGAAACACCUGAACAUGGUUUGCCAUUGACAAGUCAGAUGUCGGCUGUUUCUCCUCCAUCUUUAGGUGCUUUUUCUUAAGUGUGGUUCUAUUUGUACUGACACUUUUUACUUCCAUCUUCCAUGCACCCUCAGAGUGAAUAAAUCCAUGGGAUAUUGAAUUUGGUAUUGGUCCUAAAAAGUUUGAAAUGUUAAUAUGUUUUUUAAGCAGCAAUUAUAUCAACCCCUAAAGCAACCAGAUUAAUUUUCUGCUUAAAAUAGUUGAAGGGUAGCUGUGGAGGAGGAGGGAGCUUAUUUUAAAAUAUAAAAACCAGUUUUUCUUUUUUAAGAUUCAUGUUUUUAAUAUUAUAGGAUCCAGUAAAAUGUACUUAAUUAAUACAAGACCUAGGUAGUACAGAAAGUACACAAAAGUACAUUUAAAAUCCAUUUGGUUAUUUUGAUGGUGACCAUUUAUACACUUUAUAUUCUUUUCUGCCUUUCUAAAUGGUCUCUAUAAUGUAGGAAGUGGUUAUAAAGCACCAAGUAAGAAAUUACUUUAAAUGGAUUUUUAAAAAUAUUUUACUUGCAGGUCAGGGGAAAAAAUUAUCCCCUUUAUCUUGUUUGAAAUAACUAUUGUACAUAUUUACGCUUGAUACGUAAAUCAUUAAAGAAAAAUAUUUAAUUAAUAAGUAAGUAUUAGCAAAGCUCUUCAGGUAUUAGCCUGAAGAAGAAUUUUAGUGAAACAAAUACAACUGGAUAUUCAUCAUUGCUCAGACUCUGCUGUGUUGUGUGUGUUGGUUUUUUUUUUUUAAGCUAAUUUUAUUAGCUAAAUUUGGUCACAAAUGAUUUUGGUAUUUGAUUGCCUUCUGCUGCAUCACCUGCAAGGUAUAGAAAAUCAGGAUUUGUUGGAUUUAAGAAAAUACAUGGCAUGUUCACUGUAUAUUAAAUAUACCUAUAUUUAAUGUUUUCUCUUAGGACAGAAAAGUGUACAUAUUGUAUUCUGCUUCCUGUUCAUUUUAUUUGCCAUGCAGAUUUGAAAAGAACAGACUCUCUAAUCUAGGUACAGAUUAUGAGAAAUGAAAAAUUUGUAAGAAUGUUCAUUAGUUGAAUUAGUUGAGGUUUCUGGGCAACAUUUUAUUAUAUACAUAUUAUUAGCUUGAUUCAGAUGUCUUAGGUCUUGAGUCAGCUUUAGAUUACUUAUUUUGAGAAUCCAUUGUUAAAAAUUGUAGAUUGGCCUUUUCAUAGAGGGUGGGAAGUGGAUAAGAUGAGUGUACUUCUGAAAAUUUCAUUAGUUUAUCUCUGUGGAGAAUACCAAGAAAACUUGUAUUUGCCCAUUGCUAAAUAAGACAUAUACCAUUUUAUAUUUAUUUGGUCCAAGUGUCUUUUUGUAAGAGGAGAAUAAACAGUAAAUCAUUA
Messenger RNA from Phacochoerus africanus (Common warthog), 3085 nucleotides. RefSeq names its product TOR signaling pathway regulator (gene TIPRL). Bases 246 to 1064 code for a protein of 272 amino acids. The record is from RefSeq and is a predicted model, not a curated record. Gene Ontology annotation, biological process: TOR signaling. Gene Ontology annotation, cellular component: cytosol. The transcript is spliced from 7 exons. Lineage: Eukaryota; Metazoa; Chordata; Mammalia; Artiodactyla; Suidae.